Messenger RNA from Hylaeus anthracinus, 7528 nucleotides. RefSeq names its product exportin-7 (gene Ranbp16). Lineage: Eukaryota; Metazoa; Arthropoda; Insecta; Hymenoptera; Colletidae. The record is from RefSeq and is a predicted model, not a curated record. The coding region runs from base 1947 to 5237 and encodes 1096 amino acids. Gene Ontology annotation, molecular function: small GTPase binding; nuclear export signal receptor activity. Gene Ontology annotation, biological process: protein export from nucleus. Gene Ontology annotation, cellular component: nuclear pore; cytoplasm. The transcript is spliced from 15 exons.
AAAAAAUAUAUAUAAAUUAUAAGCAUGUCUUAAACAAUACAAUAUACGUUAAAAUGUAAAUGUCAUUUUCUAAAAUUGUCAUGCAUUUAUUAAGAAUGUAGUAAACCGAACACGUCAUAAAUUCUCAGAAUUGUCAAAGUAUAGUACCUUUUUAAGAUAUAUGAAAAUAUAUCUUAAGAAAUAAUAUGAAAAUGAUACGAAUAGAUUUACCUUAUUAAAAAGUACGAAGCAAACUUACGAGUAUGUAAUUCCUGAUUUUUAUUUUCAUGCAUGUAUUUUAAAUUUUAUACAAUAUAGAUUUUGCAAUAAAAUUAAAAUGUGACUACGUGCUAAAACAAGGGAAAGAAAUGAACUAUUACUGAUAAAACGUGAAGUUACUUCACUUUGACAUAACAUGAGUAACAAUUAGCUUUAAGUAGUACAUUAUUCUUCUAUUAUAACAAUUUUUACAUUAAAGGCAAAAAAAUGAUGAAAAAUUGUGAACUGCAUGUAGUCAAAUUGGGUACAAAAAAUUGUGAUUUUUAUGCUAGAACAAUAUCAUGAGAAAUUUUCUGUAAUUUUAAGAUAUGUAUAUAAGGAACUUUAGUGCAAGCUAUACUUUUGUAGUAUGCAAUAUGUUCCGGAUUCAUAAAAAACUUUAACAAAGAGAAUAGCAUAAUAAUAAUCAUAGCAGGUAUUACCAUAUUCUUUAUAAGCACCAUACUCCAUUACAUUACAGCUGUGUAUAAAUGCAUACAUAUACUUUAUUUAGAUUGGGGUCUUAAAACACUUGAGUUAAUAAUUGCAUUAUUUUAGAGAUACAAAAUUUUCAUUGCACAGAAUAUUUUACUUGAGGUCAAUGAUUGAGACAAAUAUUUCUGAAUACAAAGUACACAACAUGGUAAUUGAAAGAUUCAUAAUAUCCUAUUCAUUUUUAAAAUUUUGCAACAAGUGGUGCAUUUUAAUUGUAACUUGGUUGUUACAUUUAUUGAAAAUAGUAGUACGACAGAAAUAUCUUUAAGAGAACAUUGUGAUGUCUAUUAUUAGAAAUAACACAAAGUUUCAUGUAUGAAAUUAAUUACAUAAAAUUGAUACAAAGGCUGUGGAAAAGCUAUAUUCGAAAUACAAUACCUAUGCAACAAGAUUGGAAACUUUUAAUAGAAUAAAAUAUCUGUCGUUAUCCCUUUAAUUUAAUACCUUUAAAAGUCUAACAAUGCAAUUACAUAUACAAAAUGAAUACAAGAUAAUAAAAAAUUUUUAAAUUAGACAAAAAAUUUUAAAAAUAGUCAUUCGUAACAACGAGUCCAGUUUCUGAAACAUUUUCCAAACAUACGAAGUUUACAUUAAUUUCAUGUUCAACAAAUUUGUACACAUAACAAAAGCUUAUGCAGUAUUCGUAAUAAUAUUUAAAACAUUUCGAUAUAACUCACGUAUCUUGCCCGUUAAGUGUUUUUAAUAACGAAUGUUCGAAUACUUGCACCAAUUUUCACGAUUAAUUAUAAUACGACAUUGUGCAACCCAACCACAGAGUAGCAGAGAAUAGGUGAUGGUAAGUGACGGACCUGACGACGGUACCAGGUACCAGGUCCAACUCAAACGAUCGUGUAGCUAACAGAAAAUGCAGACAAUCUGCGAUCGUUUGGGUGGAAACAUCAUUACAUCGCAUCACAGAGUAUUGGAUUACUGAAUGUUAAGUACUUUGGAGUACUUUGUUGAUUAACUUAGUGAAGACACGACUUAAUUUUUUUUUUAUGUACGCGCGAUAAAUGGCAUGUGAUUAUCAUUUUUUUCUUCCAUUUCCCGAUAUUAAACAUUAAAGGUGGCGUUGCCGAUGCUUCCAACCACUUCCAAGUUCCAACGUUAGUAAACGUCGCUUGGUCGCUUCUACAUACAUAUAUACAUGUUGUAUCAGUCAAGAUUAAAGCAUGUGAUCCUGCCUUCAUUGUAGAUAAUACGAAGCUGCGAAAAUGGCGGACGAACAGGAAGUACGGCAGCUGGAGUUGCUAUGCAAGCAGUUGUACGAAUCACAAGAUUCUGCGCAUCGUGCAGAAGCUGAAAAAGCACUUGUUGCUUUUCAAAAUGCACCAGAUACACUUACAAAGUGCCAGCUGCUACUCGAUCGAGGAGAUUCUGCUUAUGCUCAAUUAUUAGCAGCCACUACAUUGACAAAAUUGAUUUCACGUUCUGCAGGACUCAGAUUACAACAACGGCUUGACAUACGAAAUUACGUUCUCAACUAUUUGGCAACUCAACCAAAAUUACCAAAUUUUGUGAUACAAGCUUUGGUCACAUUAUUUGCUAGGAUAUCUAAGCUUGGUUGGUUUGAUUCUGAUAAAGAUGAAUUUGCUUUUAGAAAUGUGGUCAGUGAUGUAGCAAAAUUUCUUCAGGGAUCAGUGGAACACUGUAUGAUAGGAGUCCAGUUACUUUCUGAACUGACUUGUGAAAUGAAUCAAGUAUCGGAUGUUGACGCAAAUAGGUCUCUCACAAAACAUAGAAAAAUUGCCAGUAGCUUCAGAGAUACACAGCUAUUUGAAAUAUUUAAAUUAUCGUGUACUUUAUUGAGUACUGCAUGCGAGAAUUGUAAAAAUUUAAAUUUUACCGAUGAAGCACAACAUGGUCUGAUCAGACAGCUUCUAAAACUGGCACAAAAUUGUUUAACAUUCGACUUUGUUGGAACAUCAACGGAUGAAAGCGAUGAUCUCUGUGCAAUACAAAUUCCAAACAACUGGAGACCUAUAUUUCUGGAUUCUACAUCGUUAAAACUUUUCUUUGACCUAUAUCAUAAUCUACCCAACUCAUUGUCACCUUUGGCCCUCUCGUGUUUGGUCCAAAUAGCAUCUGUCAGAAGAAGUUUAUUUUCAAAUCCAGAAAGAGCACAAUUUCUAAAACACUUAAUUAACGGUGUGACAAAUAUAAUACAAAAUCCGAGGGGUCUAAGCAAUCCAGGAAACUACCAUGAAUUUUGUAGAUUACUAUUAAGGUUAAAAAGUAAUUUUCAACUUGGAGAAUUGAUUUCGCUUGACAAUUAUCCAGAAGAUAUACAGUUGAUUGCAAAAUUUACAGUUCAAAGUUUACGAAUAUGGCAAUUUUCACCAAAUAGUUUACAUUAUCUUUUAACGCUAUGGCAGAAAAUGGUGUCAUCUAUUCCAUAUGUAAAAGCAGGAGAUCGGCAUUUAUUGGAUAUAUACACACCAGAAGUUGUAAAUGCCUACAUUACUUCAAGAUUUGAAUCAGUUGCAGUAAUAGUUAGGGAACAUUUGGAAGACCCACUCGAUGAUUUAGGAGUGGUACAGCAGCAGCUGGACCAAAUAUCGAUAAUCGGAAGGUGUGAUUAUCAAAAGACGUACACCUUGUUAAUACAACUGUUUGAUCAAGCUGCUAGAACGUAUCAAGAAUCACUGACACGUACAGCAUCUCCAACUCAACAAAUGGAAAUCACUAUAAGAGAGGGACAACUCACAUGGCUUGUGUACAUUAUAGGUGGUGCCAUUGGUGGAAAAGUAACGUUUAACAAUAACGAAGAGUACGAUGCGAUGGAUGGUGAAUUGGUCUGCAGAGUACUUCAGUUAAUGAAUUUGACUGACUCAAGACUUGCACAAGGUGGCUGUGAAAAAUUGGAGUUAGCAAUGUUGAGCUUCUUUGAACAAUUUCGUAAGAUAUAUGUAGGUGAACAAGUUCAAAAAAAUCCUAAAGUAUAUAGAAGACUAUCGGAUGUUUUGGGCGUGAAUGACGAAUCUAUGAUACUCGGUAUUCUGAUCCGAAAAAUAAUAACAAAUUUAAAAUAUUGGGGCCGUAGCGAACAGAUUAUUUCAAAAACAUUACAGUUAUUAAAUGAUCUGUCUGUGGGUUAUAGCUGUGUUCGUAAACUCGUAAAAUUAGAAGAAGUACAAUUUAUGCUCAACAAUCACACAGGAGAGCACUUUCCAUUUUUGGGAAACAAUGUUCCUGUAACAGAAAUGCGUUGUAGAUCGAUGUUCUAUACAUCCUUGGGUAGAUUAUUAAUGGUAGAUUUAGGAGAAGACGAGGAAAGGUUUCACACUUUUAUGUUACCCCUAACAGGUGCAUUAGAAAGUUUGGGGCAAUUAAUGGGUGCUGCUGAUCCUUCACUUUUUGCAGCAGAAGAAGCGAAAAAAGCAUUAAUCGGCUUAGCGAGAGAUUUGAGAGGUUUAGCUUAUGCAUUUAAUACGUCAACGUCAUACAUGAUGCUCUUUGACUGGAUAUAUCCAAACUACACACCGAUUUUAUUACAUGCUGUGGAAUUAUGGCAUUAUGAACCAGAAGUUACAACUCCCGUCCUAAAAUUAUUUGCUGAAUUAGUACAAAAUAGAAGUCAACGAUUACAGUUCGAUGCAUCUUCUCCAAACGGAAUUUUAUUAUUUCGUGAAGCUAGUAAAGUGAUAUGUAGUUAUGGUAAUCGUAUAUUGAAUGUUGAAGUUCCAAAAGAUCAAAUUUACCCUUUAAAACUCAAAGGAAUAAGUAUAUGCUUCAGUAUGUUAAAAGCAGCUUUAUGUGGAAGUUACGUGAAUUUUGGAGCGUUCAGAUUGUACGGUGACGAGGCACUAGAUAAUGCGCUUAAUACAUUUGUAAAAUUACUUCUUAGUAUACCACUACGUGAUUUAUUGGAUUACCCAAAGUUAUCUACGACGUAUUACGUGUUACUAGAGAGCUUGGCACAGGAUCAUAUGGUUUUCCUCUCCACCCUAGAACCCAGAGUUUUCUUGUACAUUCUAUCAAGCAUCAGUGAAGGCCUUACAGCACUAGAUACAAUGGUUUGUACUGGUUGCUGUGCGACACUUGAUCAUAUUGUGACAUAUUUAUUUAAACAACUGUAUCCAAAAGGAGGCUAUGCAAGAAGGAAAAAUGCUGUAGUUCCGGGAGGAGGAGAUUUAUUCUUACAAGUUUUAAAACAACAUCCUGAGAUUCUUCAACAAAUAUUAAGUACCGUUUUAAAUGUGAUAAUGUUUGAAGAUUGUAGAAAUCAAUGGAGUAUGUCACGUCCGCUCUUGGGAUUAAUUCUUUUAAACGAAGAUUAUUUUAAUCAAUUGCGAGAAAAUAUUAUUAGAAGUCAACCAGUUGAUAAGCAGGCAACAAUGGCACAGUGGUUUGAAAAUUUAAUGGAAGGAAUUGAAAGAAAUUUACUUUCAAGGAAUAGAGAUAGGUUUACACAAAAUUUGUCAAUGCUUAUAAAAGAUAUAAAUGAUACUUUGAAAGGACCUUAUACGUCUACAAACGCUGUCUAUGAUAUGAUGACUAUAUGAUUGUAGCGAUAUCGCUCUCUUUCUAUUAGAUUCUUCUAGGUUCUUGCCUGCCAAAUGCUUGAAUGUGUGUGUGAGUGAAACUAUAAAUUAUGGUGGAUUUAAAAUUAUGGUUUUAGAUGAGUAUAAAGAUAAUAAAUUAAGUACAGUUGUUUUAUAGAAACAUUGUUUGGCUUCCUAUUCUCUCAUAACCUUACUUUGUUUUCCAAAUUCUUUUGAUCUAUGUAAUCAUUUCAAAUUUUAGCGUAACAAAACUCAUUCAUUUUUUAAGCACAUAUGUAGUAUAUUUAUAAUUUUAAUAUUAACGUAAGUAUAUGCACUUUAUCCUAAAUUUAUAGACAGGAAGAAAUAGAUCCUUUUUAUUACCUUUAUACUCCUACCACUUUGAUAUAAUACGAUAAUGGAACAUGUUUAUUCUUGCACGUAUAUUACCUACAAUGAUUGGCAAUAAAUAUAUUACAUUUUGUAGAUCCACAGUUCGUAUACAUUGAUACAUUUUUCAUAGAUAAAUUUGUGUUGAAUGCACAUUACUUUCUGAAAGUGGUUAAAAUAUUAUGAAUCUAUGAUUAAUACUUUUACCUCACUAUUAAUAUAAAAGAUAUAUGUAUGCCUUUCAGCACGCAUUUUUUUAAUUUCCAGUGCCAAGAAUCAGCUUUUAUACAUAUUGUUCAUUAUAUUUACACUUUACUUUAAAUAAAUAACAUAUCGUUUUACUUAUUAAAUAAUAUUGGAAGAUGUAGUAUAGAAUAGGAAGCCAACUAUAUGAAUUACUAUCAUACAUUUUGUUCCAUAUUACUUUUACAUGCAGCAGACUUCCAUUUAUUUAAACGUAUUCAUUAUUUAAAUAUUUUUUAUUAUGAAAUAUAUAUGUCACAAUUGUAUGAACAAUUUUUAACGAUAAUGGUACAAAAUUGAUGGAGUCACUAUAAAGAGAAGUAUUAACGUAUCAAUUAUUUGAGAAACAGAACUACUUAAGUCUUUAUGUUAACGAGUGAAGCAUUCAUAAUACCAUACCAUAGGAGUCGUUAUUAAAUUGAUGACUGUGAAAAUUCCCUUACAAAUGUAUUUUGUUACUAUUAUUACGUAAUUAUAAGUGUCAUUGAUAAUAUUUUAUUCAAACAAAAUCUGUAUCAAACAUAUGUUGCAAAAAACUAUAGUCACCUGACUGUUAACAUGCAUAUUGUAAUUUUCUUGUAUCUAUUUAUGCAAUGCAAAGUACGGUACGGAGUUUUAAAAUUACAAUUCAUUGCACUUCUGUAAAUUAUAAAUGGCUACAUAUUUUUCAACAACUUAAUUUUUUGUAUUAAGGUUAUGAAUAAUGUAUAUUAUUGGCAAACAAAUGUGAAUUUCAAGAAUAAAUACAUUUUCAUUAUACAAAGGCCAAUAAAGUUAUUUUACAAGUGACUAUAACAAUCAUGAUAAACGUAUAUAAGUAGUUUUCAUUUUUUAUUUAAUUCCAUUCUUCUUGCUUGUAUUGUUGUUUUGUUCUAUAUUUAUUUUCUCAUUGUAAAAUGCAUGUUAACAGUAGAAGGUUAACAAUUUUUUAUUGAUAUUAUAUUUUGUACUAUGAAUAAAAGUAUUUCGAUGUUUUUUGUAACUUUGGAAACUAGAUUUUCAAUAUAAAGUCGAAUUUAAUUAAAAUUGAUUUCAUUGUGUAUAGUUUUUUAUACUUGGAUAACAUUUCUUUUGUAGCAAUCAGAUUGUAUGAUAAUUUCAGAAUACAUUUUAAAGUCGAAAAAGCCAUUGUUAAUUUUAUAACAAAGAGUACUGCCAGAUCUAUUUUUCUUCAAAUGCAUCAGUAGUUGUCACUUUGUAUCUUUAUACAAAUUUAUGGUUUAUUUGAACAUUACUAUUGAGGAUUUGUUAAUUCGAUUACAUUGUUUAUUACAAAAUUUCUUUGUAAGGUUAAUUACAACAUUAAGCAGUGAGACAUGAGUACACGAAGAGUACAUGUAAAAAGUUCACAUGAGAGUUCUCUGUAAUAUUAGUUUGUACACAGUUAAUAGUUUGGUAAGACAUAUACUGUUUUUUUUUUUUUUUUUUUACAUAAAACAUCAUUUAGGUUGCAUCUACUCAUUUAUAUGUUUUUUUACUGUAAAAUAGUAGAGAGAAGUUGUUGCUAGAAAGCGACAGAUGUCUUUUUUUUUUAAACAAAUUUUUAGGCACUUUACAUUUAAUAAAUAUUUGUAAAAAUGUUAGAAAAUUACAUUUAUUAACCGACUGUCACAGUUAAAUAUCUACUGUAAACAAUUGUAUUGUAUAUACUUUUGGUAUAGUAAAAAUGUUACAUUUCA